AUGGGUUCACCAGGAAACAGUGCGACCUUAUCUCGAGCCACACCAAGACGAGGAGCUGUCAAACGUAUUUAUUAACGUUAAUAUUAUUUCGUGUUUCUUGUUGACUCAACCGCUGUCUGGCCCAACGUGUAAGCUGGCUGAACGUUACCUACAUGGCUGCUCACAUCAACAUUAAACAUAUGAGCAUGUGACCAAGGACUAGGGUCUACAGCACAUGAUCUGGACAAGUGGAGGAGGCCAAAAUCAAUCAGGGUACAUUAUUUCAAAGUGGUCAGUCGGGAGUGAAUAGCCAUGACAACAAAGACAUCCCUGCUUAAAGUCAUUCUGCUGGGCGAUGGUGGUGUCGGAAAAAGCUCCAUCAUGAAUCGUUAUGUUACCAACAAGUUUGAUGCACACCUUUUCCACACCAUUGGUGUAGAGUUCCUCAACAAGGAACUGGAGGUAGAUGGCCACCAGGUUACCCUACAGAUCUGGGACACUGCUGGCCAGGAGCGCUUUCGCAGCUUGAGGACUCCUUUCUAUCGUGGCUCUGACUGCUGCCUGCUCACAUUCAGUGUAGAUGACAGCCAGAGUUUUCUCAACUUAGGCAACUGGAAGAAGGAGUUCAUCUACUAUGCAGAUGUCAAGGAGCCAGAGAAGUUCCCAUUUGUAGUCUUGGGCAACAAACUGGACGUUACAGAAAGGCAGGUGUCUUCUGAGGAGGCUCGGCAAUGGUGCCAGGAGAACGGUGACUACCCCUAUUAUGAGACCAGUGCCAAGGAUGCCACCAAUGUAGCGGUGGCCUUCGAGGAGGCAGUGCGUAGAGUGUUGGCAUUGGAUGAAAGAACGGACCACCUCAUCCCCACAGACACAGUUAAGCUUCACAGAAAGCCUCGCUCUGCUACCACUUGCUGUUCAUAACAUUCAGGGGUUAUCACUAACAAUACAUUGCUGUUAUGCCUGUUAUGUGAUGAGGCUGUAUGUUUACAAUGCUGUAAUAACAUCUUAUUUAAACAAAUUAUGCUACUGGCUUUAUGAUUUGUUAUACUGUUGAAGGUUUGAUAAUGCUAAUAGUCUGACUUCUAUUUGAAGGGAAAGAGGAAACACUAAAUUCAUCCCAGUGUAAUUACAAAAAACAUGAAAUCACUGAAUCAUUUACUCAGCUCUGCCACAGUUCAAAAGUCAGGCUUUGGAUGGGUAGCAGAAAAAUAAACUAUAUUUUGUGUUGGCCCAAAACUGGGAACCAAAAAUCUGUCAUGAUAAAACAAAGGCAAUAUAUUUGAAAAGUUUCACUUCCCUCUCAAAUGGUUUUCUGUCAUGGAUGCAUAUUAUAAUGCGACUCUUAAAACUACUACCUGUGUACUACCUUGGGAGUGCGAUCAUGAAAGGGUUACUGAACUUUACUCCUAAAUGUAAUAACACAGUGAUGGCCUAUAUAUUUAUAUACAGAAAAUAACUGCCUAAUUAAUUUAUGCAGCCCAAUAACAUUAUUUGUGAGAAUUAUGAAGUAGCUAAGGCACUACUAUGUGUAACUAACAAAUUGAGGCUUGUAUUAUUGCACCUUUAGGUCUUCUUCGUGCACAUUUUGCUUAGUGAAUAGAUUGUAUGCUGAAAGCACUGAGGGACAAGAUCCCCAAUAGAAGAUCAAUAUUAAAGCAAAGUUAACAUGCAUGGCAUAUGGUGUAUUUAAGUUUCUGGAAACAUUUGUAUUUUGUAAACCGUUUUUACCUUACAAAUCACUGAAUCAAUGUUGCCUUGAGGACAGUGCAUUGGAAUAGCAGUCAUGAUUGAGUAAACUGUUAUCCUCAUUGUUGGGUUUGUUUUAAAUAAUGAUUUUGAUCUUUAAAGCACUCUAUUAACAUUUUUAUACUUGCAGUUUAAAGUCUUUCCCCACAGCUUAAUAUUUACAAUGGUGAACCAUUUAUUUACCUUGUUUCUUAUUCACAUUUCAUUCAUAUUCAAAGUUGUAUUACUGGUAUGGCAAAUGAUAAAUAAACCACCUGAGAACUGUCUCUUAAAGCA
Messenger RNA from Perca fluviatilis (European perch), 2001 nucleotides. RefSeq names its product RAB9A, member RAS oncogene family (gene rab9a). The record is from RefSeq and is a predicted model, not a curated record. The transcript has 3 exons. Gene Ontology annotation, biological process: Rab protein signal transduction; retrograde transport, endosome to Golgi. NCBI's taxonomy places the organism in Eukaryota, Metazoa, Chordata, Actinopteri, Perciformes, Percidae. Gene Ontology annotation, molecular function: GTP binding; GTPase activity. Gene Ontology annotation, cellular component: phagocytic vesicle; lysosome; late endosome. The coding region runs from base 292 to 900 and encodes 202 amino acids.